This is a messenger RNA of Heterobilharzia americana, 1356 nucleotides long. The record is from the annotation of a GenBank genome assembly. Lineage: Eukaryota; Metazoa; Platyhelminthes; Trematoda; Strigeidida; Schistosomatidae.
UACGAAUAUUGCGCUACAAAGCACGACGGCUGUUAACUGUAGUUUUCGAUUAGUGUUCGGAUAAGGGGCAGUUUACGUCAGCGUUACUGUUAAUUGGUAUUUUACUUGAGGAAAAUGUUAACUCUACUUGUGCCACUACUGUUUUUGUCGACAAGAGUGUUAUCUGAACACUUUGAUACUGUCAUUGGUUGUGGUGGUUUUAUACGUUGGAAAGAAGCCCCAUCUGAUUCGAAACUCGACUUCAAGAAACUGAAGAUCAGUCUAUUUUCAGAAACCACUUCUACUUUGAAGGAUGUAACGGAUGUUCUACCUAAUGGAGCGUAUUCUGUCCCCUUAUAUGAUGAGAGUGUUUACAGAAUAAGGCUGAAUACACCUAAAGGCUGGUACAUCGAACCGUCUGAUGGCUACCUGUUGGACCUUCGGAAAGACCCAAAAGCUUGUUCCAAAGAUUUUGAUUUCAGUAUUGUCGGGUUCUCAAUUUUCGGCCAGGUGACUACCUCCGGUAUGCAGACUGGUCCUCCUGGUUUAUCUGUUCGAUUGAAUGAAUUAGCAUCUCACAAACCAGUGCUUCAGAAUGUUACUCAAAGUCAGGGUCAUUUCAUCAUUUCUCCAGUUUCCCCUGGAAGCUAUUCAUUAGUAAUCAGCAACCAAGACCACGCUGAAAAAAAUCACACACGAGCAUCCAUUGUUGUCAAAGUUCUAUCUGAUAGUAUUGUUCUCUCAGAACCAAUAGUUCUUCUUGGACAUUUUCUUCGUGGACGCGUGGUGGAUUUUCACAAAAAUCCCAUAGUCAAUGCAAGAGUCUUCCUUCUUUGCGAUAAAGCAAAAGCAACCUUGAAUACCUCUAUUACUCCUGACAAGUUGGUUUCUUCUUUGAUGGUGGAAACUCUUGGUGAAACUUACCACAGGUUCUUUCUAUCACAAGAGUCUUCGACGGACACGAAUGGUUAUUUCACGUUUGAUCGUCUUCCAGGCGGUAGCUAUAUUCUUGUAGCCUCAUACUCUCCGAAAAAACCGAGUGCAAAGUUUACAUUCACUCCGAAAUUCUACCCAAUAAUCAUGGAACAUGAUGAUGUCGAUCUUGGGUUAGACACAUUCACUUUGGAAAGCUUUAAGCUUAAACCAGGACGUGUGCUCUGGUCCAAUAGGACUCCGAUUUCGUCAGCCAAGAUCGAAAUUACUGGUAAAGCUCAAAACUCUGUAAUAUCGGAUAGUGAUGGCUUUUAUCAGUUGGGGAAUUUAAUUCCGGGUGAAUAUACGUUCCAGACAUUAGUCAAUAGUAUGGAACUGUUAAGUAAGAGUGAUUACCAUUCAGUAACCGAUGUAUUUAAACAGAGUUUAACAACAAAAUAUUAA